Molecule: messenger RNA, 2067 nt
Organism: Cucumis sativus (cucumber)
Lineage: Eukaryota; Viridiplantae; Streptophyta; Magnoliopsida; Cucurbitales; Cucurbitaceae
Product: nuclear transport factor 2
Exons: 9
Coding region: 395-1816 (473 amino acids)
Cellular component (GO): ribonucleoprotein complex; cytosol
Molecular function (GO): mRNA binding
Source: RefSeq, a predicted model, not a curated record
GCAAUUUCAUACGACAGAAAAGCAAACAGCUUGAAACCAAAAUCUUGAAAAAAGAGAAAAAAAAAAAAUCAGUGGCGGAGAAGAAGACUAUUCUUCCUUGUAAAUUUAUCCCUACCUCUCUCUCCCGCUUUAUCUCUUAAACCCUUUUGUUCUUUCUCUCUCUACAACCUACCUUCACUUUCCUACGCCUCUUCUCUCUCUCUCUAAAUCUUGGUAUUUGCUACUACUUCAUGUGUUUUUGAAUUAAUCUCUUUGUUGGGUUCAUAGAUGAGAAUGAAUCUGAAAUGGGUUUUGUUUUUCAUUUACAUUGGAGCAUUGUAGAUCUAAGAUUUUGAUUGAUUGUCGGACUUGUUCUUCUUCCUUCUCGAUCUUUAGGGUUUAAGGGUUUCCGACAAUGGGCACGCCCUUUCACAUUCCUGUCACUGCUGCUCAGGUGGGAACAUACUUUGUUGGGCAGUACUAUCAGGUUCUUCAGCAGCAACCGGACUAUGUUUAUCAGUUCUAUUCUGAUGCCAGUACUAUGAUCCGGAUUGAUGGCAAUUUCAGAGAGUCCGCCACUGCAAUGCUGCAAAUACAUGCACUUGUUAUGUCACUUAGUUAUACCGGGAUUGAGAUCAAGACCGCGCAUUCACUAGAAUCGUGGAAUGGUGGUGUUCUUGUGAUGGUUUCUGGCUCUGUUCAACUGAAGAAUCUCAAUCGAAUGAGAAACUUUGUGCAAACUUUUUUUCUUGCACCCCAAGAGAAAGGCUAUUUUGUUCUGAAUGACAUCUUUCACUUUGUUGAUGAGGACCCAGUGCACCAUUAUCCAGCAGUCUUAUUAAGUCAGAGCAAUUUGGAUUCCACCUUAAAUGCUCCUACCGCAGUUCCAGAGACAGUGUCCAAUUACUCACUUAAUGGAGCAGUCCAGGUGCGGGAGUUUGCCCCACCUGUUGUCAAAGAAAAUGGUCAUAUCGAUAACCAUAAGUUUGUAGAACAGCAAGUGCAGCAAGUUCCAGAGGCAAAAAACAUUAUUGAGGAAAAUACAGCAGAAGUAAAUUCUAUGCAUCACAAUGCAUCAGCUAUUUCACAAGAUCAUUUUCCUGUUUCUGUUGAAGAGCAUGCUGAGGAGCCCCAAAAGCAUACAUAUGCUUCAAUUCUAAGGGUUGUUAAAGGACAAGAUGUUCCAUCUCCCGUUGCUGCUCCGCAAUAUCCUGUUAGUAAGGGCACACCACCUGCUUCCGAGCAAAACUACACUCCACCUCCCACCAGUCAGCAAGUACCUUCAGCUUCCCAAAAUAACUCUGAAAUGGAACAGACAGGAGGGGAGUUCCCUUCGAUUGAUGAUGAAGGUGAAAUAAAGUCGGUUUAUGUAAGAAACUUGCCAUCCACUGUGUCUGCUUCAGAAGUUGAGGAGGAAUUCAAGCAUUUUGGCAAACUCAGUUCUGAUGGGGUGGUUAUUAGGAGUCGCAAGGAUGUUGGUUUUUGCUAUGCGUUUGUCGAAUUCGAAGACAUUACUGGUGUCCAAAAUGCAGUCAAGGCGGGUACUGCCCAGGUUGCUGGGCGUCAAGUAUACAUCGAGGAGCGGAGAGCAAACAGCAACAUCCCGCACCGAGGAGGAAGAAGGGGUAGAGGAAGAGGGAGCUAUCACACCGAAUCUUCGAAGGGACACUAUAGUUCUCGUAGUUACAGUUACGGUAUGGGAGUUCGAGAUGGAAGUGACCGUGAGUACAUCAGACCAAGGGGCAAUGGCUUCUAUCGACCUACUACUCGACAGGAGAAAGGGAACCUAAGCCAUCAAGUAACAAGAAAUGGAGAAACUCCAUCAGAGUUGUCAUAGCUCGUUUAGCCAAGCAAAAAUUUUUGGGCCUAGCAUUAUCAGCUCAGCAGAGGCACUCACCUUACAUUGAAGAAUAAUUUGAGUCAUUAUAAAGCCAUUUGCCUAUGGGAAAUAUGAAUUGCAUUAUUUUUUCCAUUGAGUUUCUUGAUUCAAGAACAUUUCAUGAAACUCUCUGUUUUUGCCUGUGGUAUGCUUAAAAUUAAUAUUCAUUAUUUUAGAUAUAAUCAAUUUCUGUCUCACUCACCUACAAA